Molecule: messenger RNA, 2302 nt
Organism: Triplophysa dalaica
Lineage: Eukaryota; Metazoa; Chordata; Actinopteri; Cypriniformes; Nemacheilidae
Gene: gnav1
Product: guanine nucleotide binding protein (G protein) alpha v1
Exons: 9
Coding region: 451-1536 (361 amino acids)
Biological process (GO): adenylate cyclase-modulating G protein-coupled receptor signaling pathway; Rho protein signal transduction
Cellular component (GO): heterotrimeric G-protein complex
Molecular function (GO): guanyl nucleotide binding; G protein-coupled receptor binding; GTPase activity
Source: RefSeq, a predicted model, not a curated record
GAAGCGGACACCUCUAAACACUUAAGCCUCUUCGCUUAUAGGCGACGUGGGUUUAUGGCAGUAUGUAAUUUACAUAUAUUUUGUUGUAUAUUAGGGGGGUUCGCGUCGCGACUGUGAUCAUGUCUCAUUGGACCCGAUGAUACAAACGCGUCUACCAACAGUAACCGCGAACGGGCGAAUUUGAAACUUUUUUCUCUUUCCUCCUGGACGGGACCAUCCCAAAACUCUCUCUCUCUCUCUCUCACACACACAAACACGCAUUCUCGUUUUGUUCACAAAGGACACAGACCGAGGUCUCUUUAAAAACAUCUGCGCUCUUUUACGCAUCAACUUUAGAUGAGCGCGCGCGGAGGUGUCGACGGGGAUGUUUUUACGCGUUCGGUUCCCGUCGUGAUCCUUGACUUUCUGCCGGUUCUCCUGCUGUCUGUGGGAAAGACAUGAGCUCAGGACAUGGGUCUGUGUUUGGGAACCGAUUUGACAGAGGACGACAAGAAGGCGAAGAUCCAAAGCGUAAAGAUAGACCGAGAUCUGUACGAAUAUGCCAAGAAAGAGAUGAAUGUGGUGAAAAUACUCAUGCUGGGAGCCGCAGAAAGCGGAAAGAGCACGCUGGUCAAACAGAUGAAGAUCAUCCACAGCCAUGGGUUCACCAAGCAAGAGCUGUCCAGCUUUAAGCCUGCUGUAUUGGAUAACCUUAUGACCUCUAUGAAGUUUGUCCUCCAUGGGAUGGGUGUCCUUAGGAUCAAUCUCGCCAACAGCAAAAACAAGGUCCACGCUCACUCGAUUCUCUCGUGCGGCCGCUGUUUCGACGAAGACCAGAUGCUGUUUCCGUUCGUAGGCCACGCCCUGUGCUGCUUGUGGGCGGAUCAGGGGGUGCGGUCUGCGGCGGCUCGCGGAUACGAAUAUGAGCUGAAUGAUUCGGCGCUGUAUUUUUUCGAGAACAUGGGUCGGAUCAUCGCCCCCAACUAUAUGCCUACAGAAACUGACGUCUUGAGGGUCCGACUGAGGACCACUGGUGUGAUCGAAACACAGUUCAAAGUCAAGCACUUGAUCUUCAGAAUGUAUGACGUUGGGGGACAGAGAACAGAGAGGAGGAAGUGGAUCAGUUGUUUUGAAGACGUGAGAGCCGUGCUGUUCGUGGUGUCCCUGAGCGGGUACGACAUGACUCUAGUUGAAGAUCCAUCCAUGAAUCGACUGCAGGAGAGCCUCAAGCUGUUCUUGUCAAUCUGCAAUAACGUCUUCUUCAGGAGUACCUCUAUGAUCUUAUUCAUGAACAAGAUUGAUCUGUUCCAAGAGAAGAUCCUCCACUCCGGGCGACAUCUACGACAUUACCUGCCGCAGUUCAAAGGAGCAGAUUGUGACGUGGACGCGGCCGCUCGCUUCAUCGCCGCCAUGUUCAUAUCCCUCAACACCACGCCCAGCAAACUCAUCUACCAUCACUUCACUACGGCCACCGACACCUCCAACGUACAGGUGGUCUUCCAGGUCGUCAUGGAUACCAUCAUCAAGGAAAACCUGGAGGCUGUGUCUCUUCUAUGAGGUCCGAACGGGCCCAGGGAGGUCCGUGUGGAACCGUUCCACAGAUUUAUGGACAGUGAUGUGGUCAUUUAAAUAUAAAGCGGAUUAUAUUUAUUAUUUGCAAUGCUCUGUACGCAAUCUGAGAACUUGUGGACAUUUGUUUCGUAUUUUGCAUAAAGGGACUGAAUUCUUUAAGAGAGGGGUUAUUCGUGAAGUAAACGAUGACGGAUAUUUAUGAAUCGAAGGCAACGUUGAAAAAGUAAAACGUUGGUGGCUUUAUUUUUGCCAGAUCUGUGCAUCGGCCGUGUGGACGCAGCAUCACUUGGGAGGUUACUUUCACCCUUGUGAAAAACUGCUCAUUCUUUAAGUCUUAAGUUCAGAGAAGGUUCUUUUGCAUAUGAAUUAUGUUUGCACCUCGUUUUUGUGCAGUUGUUUCUGUGAUACGGUGCUGCACUUUUGUAGCUUUUCUGAAUCGUUCGUUUUGUUUAAUCUUUCUGAUGGACUGUUAAAAUGUAUUUUUGUGUUGUUUGAUUGUAAAUAUCAAACUUAUAUUCACAUCUGUAUGAAGAAAAAUCGUACCAGACUGUAGCAAGAGUCGCAUCUAUAUAAACAGACUAUUGUAAAUACAUUUGUAUUUUUUAUGAUGUUCUUGAAACUUAAAUGUCUAUCCCAUUUAUUAUUUGUUAUUUAAAUCCCACUUUUGUCUAUUUGAAGGCAUUUCACUUUGAGUUCAAGUUUGUAAUGCAAACCACUGUGAAUUGAUGUUAUUAAACUUAACAUUUUUAUA